Anopheles aquasalis is the source of this 2684-nucleotide messenger RNA. RefSeq names its product Aminopeptidase P (gene ApepP). Gene Ontology annotation, molecular function: metalloaminopeptidase activity. The record is from RefSeq and is a predicted model, not a curated record. Lineage: Eukaryota; Metazoa; Arthropoda; Insecta; Diptera; Culicidae.
AUUUCAGCUGGUCUUUUACAGCAAAGUCACUUUGAGUGGAGGUGCACACGGCCGACGAGCGGGCACGGGCGAGAUAUCGGCCAUCAGCACCAGCAACAAUAACAAGACAGAUUCCAACGGUAUCGGUAGGGCGACACAGGGCACAGGGGACAAGACAGAUAAGAUAAGCGCGUGUGUGUAGCACCAACAAUCGCGGGUAAUCCAUCACCGGUAAAGUGGAAGUAACGCACCGCACCGAGCAUGAAGCCUACCGGCGAGGUGCUGCCCGGGUUGCGGCAACUGAUGGCGAACCUGCCGAACAAUCUGGGUGCGAUUGCUGCCUACAUCAUCCCGUCGACGGACGCCCACCAAAGCGAGUACCUGGCGGCGAGGGAUGAGCGGCGUGCCUUCGUGUCCGGUUUCGACGGGAGUGCCGGCACGGCGGUCGUGACCGAGCGCGAGGCACUGCUGUGGACGGACGGGCGGUACUACCAGCAGGCAGCCAAGCAGCUGGACAGCAACUGGACGCUGAUGAAGGAGGGCCUCCCGAGCACGCCCUCGAUCGAUGCGUGGCUGGCCAAGAUCCUGAAGCCGGGUUCGCGCGUGGGCGUCGACGCUAAUCUCAUCACCACGGCCGCCUGGAACCCGCUCCAAACGUCCCUCAAAACGGCCGGGUGCAGCCUGCUCGCCGUCGAGCCGAACCUGAUCGAUCUGCUGUGGCGGGAGCAACCGGCCGUUCCACACAAUCCACUGCUGCCGCUCGGCACCACCUUCGUCGGGUGCACGGUGGCAGAGAAGCUGGCCAGCGUUCGCACGAAGCUGGCGGAGAAGCGGGCCACGGUGCUGCUGGUGAGCGCGCUCGACGAGAUCGCCUGGCUGCUGAACCUGCGUGGCACCGACAUCGAUUACAAUCCCGUCUUCUUUGCGUACGUGAUCGUGACGCCGGAGCAGCUGCACCUGUUCAUCGAUCCGGUCCAGAUCGUGCCGCCCGUGUUGGAGCACUUCGGUGCGAACGGCGUCGAGGUGCAGGUGCACCCGUACGGCGCGGUGCACACGGUGCUGAAGCGGCUCGCCGAGGCGUGCACACAGCUCGUGUGGAUUAGCUCCGGCUCGAGCUACGCCCUUACCGCGCUGAUACCGGAGGAGAAACGCUUCCACGACAUCACGCCCAUCCAGCUGAUGAAGGCGGUCAAGAACGAGACGGAGGCGCAGGGUAUGCGCGACUGUCACCGGCGGGACGGGGUCGCUCUGUGUCAGUACUUUGCGUGGCUCGAGCGGACACUCGCGUCCGGCGGCACGGUCGACGAGAUCAGCGGUGCGACGCAACUGGAGCGCUUCCGAGCCGGGCAGCAGCACUACCAGGGCCUCAGCUUCACCACGAUCAGCGCAUCCGGACCGAAUGGUUCGAUCAUCCAUUAUCAUCCGCUGCCCGAAACGAACCGGCCCAUCACCAAUCGCGAGCUGUACCUGUGCGAUUCCGGUGCCCAGUAUCUCGACGGCACGACGGAUGUAACGCGCACGAUGCACUUUGGCACACCGACGGCCGAGGAGAUCCGGGCGUUCACGUACGUGCUCAAGGGCCAGAUCGCGCUCGGGACGGCCAUCUUUCCGCGCAAGGUGAAGGGCCAGUUUCUCGACACGAUCGCACGGAAGGCCCUGUGGGAUAUCGGGCUCGACUAUGGGCACGGAACCGGCCACGGCAUCGGCCAUUUCCUCAACGUGCACGAGGGACCGAUGGGCAUCGGCAUCCGGCUGAUGCCGAACGAUCCCGGGCUCGAAGAGAACAUGUUCCUGUCGAACGAACCGGGCUACUACAAGGAUGGCCAAUUCGGCAUUCGGAUCGAAGACAUCGUGCAGGUGAUUACGGCGAACGUUGGCACCAACUUCGAUGGGCGCGGUGCGCUCACCUUCAGCACCAUCACCAUGUGCCCGAUCCAGACUAAGCUGAUCGACGUCACCCUGCUAACGCCGGCUGAACGGCAGCACAUCAACGGCUACCACGAGUGCGUCCGCAACGAGCUGUUACCGUUGUUGCGUGAGGCAAACGAUGCGGAAACGAUCGCAUGGCUCGAGCGCGAAACUGCACCGAUCUAGUAGGAGCGAGUUGAAGGGUGAAGCCUCUCUGUGACCAAUCCCGAUCCUUUUCUAACCCUCAUCGGUCCCACCAGAACUACAUCGAAUUGGUUCUGGUGUAUGCGUGCACGCAUUGUUCAUACCCGUGUAAAAAGGCACACACGAAAAAAAAAAAACCAAACAACUUUCGUUCGUUUUGUUUCGCGCAUUGGCAUGUUUUGUAUUCUUUAUUGAAAAAAAAAAUGAAUUAGUGUCAAAAAUUCUAAAAAUUGUGUAGUAAAACCGGCAAAUAGAAAAUAAUCUUUUGGAGUAAUAUACGAAAACUCGGGGAAAACAUGCAAUUGAUAUCAAUAUUUUUACGAACGAACCGAUGAGGGUAAAUUGCUAGCUUCCGCACUGACAGCCGGCUUUUGCGGUACUCAGUGAGAGGGGAUCGACAGUGGGGAUUUUACCGGUCGCCAAUGCAUCGGCGCUGUUUUUUUUCUUUACAUUCUUUCUUUCCUUCUUUAGUCCUGCAUUCAUAAACUCCGCUCGUAGGCCACAGCAUUUGAGUGUUUGGGUACUGAUGCCCGAAACGGAAACCGUGCCGCACAAGCCUCUACUAGGACAAAUAAAAUGGCCUUUACACUCUA